Molecule: messenger RNA, 1338 nt
Organism: Arachis duranensis
Lineage: Eukaryota; Viridiplantae; Streptophyta; Magnoliopsida; Fabales; Fabaceae
Product: 16 kDa phloem protein 2-like
Exons: 5
Coding region: 696-1136 (146 amino acids)
Source: RefSeq, a predicted model, not a curated record
UACAGUAAUUCGUUAGCUAAGGACAAGCCCUUAAAUCGAUACUUUCAAAAAGAGUAAGUGAGUAUAGCGUUUUGUAAUUCAAUUUCAUGGACUAUAUGGAGAGUAGUGAUGGGUGCAUGCGUGGAGUCCACUAAUAAUGAGGAAUUCUUUCUAUAUAUGGCUAGAAGUGAUACUGUAAGGGCUCCCAUGGAAAAUUAUGUUGGAUAUAGUGGAGUGAGUGAUAACAUUUUCCAUAGAGAGAGAAAGGAAGAAACAAUAAAAGCUUUAUUGAAGGGGACGAUAAUAAGUUAUACAUUCUUGAUGGAUGUGCGAAAUCCUCUCUGUUAGUACUUGGUGCUUUAUUGAAAUAAUGAGGUUAAAGCUUGCCGUCAACGUUGCUUAGCUUGAUUGCUUUGCAUCCGGAUGGAUCGGAAUCGAUAGUCCAGAGCCAUCAAUUAUGGGUAGGAAAAAUCAUAAUGCUAUUUGUUGAAUUAAACGUUAAUGGACGUGAAUGUCCCAAACUUUAACUAAAGAAUUAAAUGGCAAAUAUGGAAAAGCAAAUAAUAGAGCCUCGUUCGUUCUCAUUAACAUCACAUGAUGAUUCCUAAUCACUCGCCUUGGAAACCGCUUAAUGUGUUGUUAGCAGGCACAAAAUAAAUAAUAAUUUGCGCCAUUUUAUCUUCCCAGAUGAUAGUCUCUCUCCCCGGAAGCCCAUAAUGCCGCAAGGAACCCUUGAAGUCCUUCUUGUCAGUGCCAAGAAACUUGAGAAUACUGAUUUUCUUUGUAAAAUGGACCCCUUCGUGAUUCUCACAUGCCGUACUCAGACGCAGCAAAGCAGUGUUGCAUCAAACCAGGGAACGAAUCCAGAAUGGAAUGAGACGUUUGUGUUCACCGUGUCUGAAGGCGUUAAAGAUAUCCAUUUGAAGAUCAUGGACCAAGAUCUCGGCACACGUGAUGACUUUGUUGGAGAACUUACCAUUCCACUGGCUUCGGUGUUUGCUGAAGGAAGAGUUCCACCCCAUUCAUACACCGUUGUCAAGAAUGACCACUAUUGUGGGGAGAUUAGACUUGGCCUGAAAUUUACGCCCGAUCAAAACCGUAAUCGAGGUAUGGACGAAAGUUUUGGUGGUUGGAAGGAGUCUGCUGCUUAUUACUGAGACCAAAUAUUUUUGAAUUCUUUAUUAACAUUAACAUAAUUUAAUUUCUAAACUUGUACCACAUGAGGAUCUUGAUAUUAGUUGGCCAUUGUAGGAACUUUAUUUUGAGUAGAAUUAGUACUAUACACGCUAAAUUAGUUAUAAUUUGGUUGCUUCAUGUAUGUAAAUCUCUAUAUCACCAAUGAAGUUAUAAUUUUGAAAA